Messenger RNA from Vidua chalybeata, 2831 nucleotides. RefSeq names its product purine rich element binding protein A (gene PURA). Gene Ontology annotation, biological process: regulation of transcription by RNA polymerase II. Gene Ontology annotation, cellular component: nucleus. The record is from RefSeq and is a predicted model, not a curated record. The transcript is spliced from 5 exons. Bases 1 to 951 code for a protein of 316 amino acids. NCBI's taxonomy places the organism in Eukaryota, Metazoa, Chordata, Aves, Passeriformes, Viduidae. Gene Ontology annotation, molecular function: RNA polymerase II transcription regulatory region sequence-specific DNA binding; DNA-binding transcription factor activity, RNA polymerase II-specific; purine-rich negative regulatory element binding.
AUGGCGGACAGAGACAGCGGCAGCGAGCAGGGCGGCGGCGGCGGGGGCGCGGCGGGCGCCGGGGGGCCGGGCGCGGGCGGCGGCGGCCCGGGCGGCGGCGGCGGCGGCGGCGGGGGCCCGGGCGGCGGGCUGCAGCACGAGACGCAGGAGCUGGCCUCCAAGCGGGUGGACAUCCAGAACAAGCGCUUCUACCUGGACGUGAAGCAGAACGCCAAGGGCCGCUUCCUCAAGAUCGCCGAGGUGGGCGCGGGCGGCAACAAGAGCCGCCUGACCCUCUCCAUGUCGGUGGCCGUCGAGUUCCGCGACUACCUGGGCGACUUCAUCGAGCACUACGCGCAGCUGGGGCCCAGCCAGCCCCCCGAGCUGGCGCAGGCGGCCGACGAGCCCCGGCGGGCGCUGAAGAGCGAGUUCCUGGUGCGGGAGAACCGCAAGUACUACAUGGAUCUGAAGGAGAACCAGCGCGGGCGUUUCCUGCGCGUCCGCCAGACCGUGAACCGCGGCCCGGGGCUGGGCUCCACGCAGGGCCAGACCAUCGCGCUGCCCGCACAGGGCCUCAUCGAGUUCCGCGACGCCCUGGCCAAGCUCAUCGACGACUACGGCGUGGAGGAGGAGCCGGCCGAGCUGCCCGAGGGCACCUCCUUGACUGUGGACAACAAGCGUUUCUUCUUCGACGUGGGUUCCAACAAGUACGGCGUGUUCAUGCGGGUGAGCGAGGUGAAGCCCACCUACCGCAACUCCAUCACCGUCCCCUACAAGGUCUGGGCCAAGUUCGGCCACACCUUCUGCAAGUACUCGGACGAGAUGAAGAAGAUCCAGGAGAAGCAGCGGGACAAGCGCGCCGCCGCCGCCGCCGCCCCCGCCGUGGGCGCCGAGCCGCCCCCCGAGGCCGAGGCGGCCGCCGCCGGGCCGCCCGGCGCGCUGCUGCAGGCCGAGGAGCCCGAGGAGGACUGACCGCCCGCCCCCCGGGACGCGGACUGGCCCCGCCGCCGGCGGGAGGGCGGGCGGGCGGCGGGGCGCGGGGGCGGCGGCCCGGAGCCCCCCCUCCGCCCGGAGCCCCCCCGGCCGCGCCGCCCGCCCGGCGCCCCCCCCCGCCGCCCGGCAGCAGCAGCGCCUCAGACCCGCCACCCAUCGCUGGAUGUUCCUCCACUUUACCCACCGUAUCAAACAACUUUUACCAGUAAAUAUCGGUUUAUUCCUGAAACCAGAAGCCCUAAACAUACCUUUGUUUAUAAGUUUUCCUGCUCUGCAUCUCUGGGAACUGGAGCCCGCAGGACCUAGAGCCUUCUGUUGAAAGCAAAUGUGACAUGGGGAGGAGGGAGAGAAUGUGAACGUGGCCCUUCUAAACUCAUUGUAAACUCCUCCUCCGAGGCUGGGAAAAAGGGCAAGUGAAAGAUCUGAUCCUUAAAAGGACAUCACUGGGUGUCUGAGACCCCAAAAGCAGCUGGCGAUUUUUAAGGACUCAAAUUGCUUUUGGUUUAUCCCAAGACAAAUUGACUUGGGAAUGUUGAAGCCUCCUUUUUCCCCAUAAGUAUUUGCCACCCAAACACUGCACGUUUUGGUAAUACCCAAGAAACAGAGAACCUGAUGAGGGAUAGAAAAUGAGUUUACUGCAUGGUCCCGGCCAAAUUUUUUCUCCCAAGCAAACAAAACACAAAAAAAAAUAAACCCAAGCCAAAACUCAUCCCUGUCCCUCCCCAAAAAAAACCUCCUAAAAAAGCAAGCCCAAGAGGAUCUCAAAUGCCCAGUCUGGUUUUGUCCCACAUGGUUGACAGGGGCGUUUUUGGCAUAGCUGCAGCCCAACCAUGUCCCUUUAAGGAGCACCAUGGCUCGUUUCCUCCUCACCAACCCCGAGCUGAGGGCUUUGCCGUUCCUGAGAGCUGAUCGAAGCUCCUGCAGCCUUAGUUGGAGUCCAGAAUGAGGGGAGCCCUUCCAGCUGUGCACUUUGAGCUGAAAACUACCUUUCCUCCCCUUUUGCAGCCUGGGUGGUUCUGAUUGCUGGCAGUUCUGUAAUACAACCUUAAUCUGAGCAGUUGAGGCUGGUCCUACCUUAUCUUCAGACGUCUUGCGGAGGACUCCUGUUACCAGUUUGGUACUCAAAAGCUACACCCCACCAUCAGAAGUCACUUUUUGUUUUUUCCAAAGGCAGUGAUAGCUCACCCUCUCUAGCUCUAAUGGAAAACCUGAUAAUUGCAAUGCAACUUUCUAAUAAAUUGUUCAUAUAUUCAUAAUUCCGUUGCAAUCCCAAAUUGGAGAAGAGAUCUGUUAAAGUGCACUGGUGUACCAAGCCUCAGAACCACUGCUUUCUCCAGCUCAUAGGAUGCUUUUCCAGACUGUGGAUACGUGUAUGUGUACUGCUGUGUUGAUAAGUAAAUGCCAACGAUGGAGUUCGUUGCUUUUAUACAUCCCAAAGAGAAGUUCUCCACCGUUCACUGUCUGUUUUCUGACCGAAAAGGCGUGUGUUUGUGAACAGUGCUCACGCCAGCUCUGCCAUCCCACCCUCACAUCAGCUCACACCAAUGCCAGGAUGGGAGGAGUUGCCUGCGUACCUUCCCCAAAACACCCCGGGCCGCAGUGGCAUCGUCAGGGAGCAGUUCAAACCUGUGUCCUUUGGGCUUUGUGUAAAGCAAAUGCAGAACAAGAAAAAUCGAGAUGUUAAAUCCAUUAGAAAACCAAUUCCUUAUUGUACAGUAGUAUGGAGAUCUCUAGUCAACCUGCCAUUAAUAAUAGAUUCUUAUUUUUUGAAUGAUCUAUUUAAAAGAACAGCAAGCAUUGUAUUUGCUAGUAAAUCUGAAGUGUUUACAUGGAAUUACUAAAUAAAUUAUUUGAUCUAA